Messenger RNA from Drosophila arizonae, 2423 nucleotides. RefSeq names its product karyopherin subunit alpha (gene Pen). Gene Ontology annotation, biological process: protein import into nucleus. Gene Ontology annotation, cellular component: cytoplasm. Lineage: Eukaryota; Metazoa; Arthropoda; Insecta; Diptera; Drosophilidae. The record is from RefSeq and is a predicted model, not a curated record. Gene Ontology annotation, molecular function: protein binding; nuclear import signal receptor activity.
UUAUUCCGAUUUUAAAAGCGUUAACGCGCACAGCAUUUUGGAUUUUUCAAAUUUUAAGUUAAAAAUUUUUUUAGUUGAAAACCAUUGAUGAUAACUUAGCACACCCAAAUUAGUGAACCAUUUUUUAAAAUACAGCAAAAUUAAGUAAGCUGUACACUUGUUAUCGAAGCAGAAACAUUUUAAAAUUAUUUGAGAUAGAAAAAUCAAAUAUUAAAAAUUACAUCAAACAUGAAUAAAUCGGAUGCAAACACUCGCCAGGGCCACUACAAGGCCAACACUCUUAACAUGCAGGACUCGCGCAUGCGUCGCCAUGAGGUGACCAUCGAGCUGCGCAAGUCAAAGAAGGAGGAUCAGUUGUUCAAGCGCCGCAACAUCAAUGAUGAGGACCUAACCUCACCGUUGAAGGAACUCAAUGGCCAGUCGCCGGUGCUGCUGUCGGUGGACGAAAUCGUCGCUGCCAUGAAUAGUGAGGAUCCGGAACGUCAAUUCGUGGGCAUGCAGCAGGCACGCAAGAUGCUCAGUCGCGAGCGUAAUCCACCUAUUGAUGUGAUGAUUAGCCAUGGCAUUGUGCCUAUCUGCAUUCGCUUCCUUCAGCACAACAACCCUCUUUUGCAAUUUGAGGCCGCCUGGGCUUUGACCAACAUCGCAUCGGGCACAUCGGAUCAGACACGUUGCGUUAUCGAAGAGAAUGCCGUGCCGCAUUUCAUAGCACUGCUGCAGUCGAAGUCGCUUAAUCUGGCCGAGCAGGCCGUCUGGGCCCUGGGCAACAUUGCCGGUGAUGGCCCGGCUGCGCGUGACAUUGUAAUCCAGCACAAUGUCAUCGAUGGCAUUUUGCGUUUAAUCAAUAAUGAGACGCCGCUGUCGUUUCUCCGCAACAUUGUCUGGCUGAUGUCGAAUUUGUGCCGCAACAAGAACCCGUCGCCGCCCUUUGACCAGGUGAAGCGCUUGUUGCCAGUGCUGUCCCAGUUGCUGGUCUACCAGGAGGAUAUACAGGUGCUGGCCGAUGCCUGCUGGGCCUUGUCCUAUGUGACGGACGAUGAAAACAACAAGAUACAGGCGGUCGUCGAUACGAAUGCAGUGCCCCGUCUGGUGCAACUGCUUCAGACUGAUGAGCCCAGCAUCAUUGUGCCGGCACUGAGGAGCGUGGGCAACAUUGUCACCGGAACGGAUCAGCAGACCGAUGUGGUUAUAGCCGCUGGUGGCUUGCCCAAGCUUGGCAUGCUCUUGCAGCACUCCAAGGGCAACAUUGUGAAGGAGGCGGCCUGGACCGUGAGCAACAUCACGGCUGGCAAUCAGAAACAGAUUCAGGCUGUCAUCGAUGCGGGCAUCUUUGUGCAAAUACGCCAUGUGCUCGAGAAAGGCGAUUUCAAGGCACAAAAGGAGGCCGCCUGGGCUGUGACCAAUACCACCACUUCGGGCACACCCGAGCAGAUUGUCGAUCUGAUCGAGAAGUACAAGAUACUGAAGCCAUUUAUUGACUUGCUCGAGGCCAAAGAUCCGCGAACCAUCAAAGUGGUUCAGACUGGUUUGUCCAAUCUGUUUGCGCUCGCCGAGAAGCUGGGCGGCACCGAGAAUCUGUGCCUUAUGGUCGAGGAGCUUGGCGGUCUCGACAAACUGGAAGCAUUGCAGCAGCAUGAGAACGAGGAGGUCUACAAGAAGGCCUAUGCCUUAAUAGACACAUACUUCAGUGCUGGCGACGAUGAGGCCGAAAAGGAGCUGGCGCCACAGGAGGUCAAUGGCGCACUGGAGUUUAACGCCACACAGCCCAAGGCGCCGGAAGGCGGCUAUACCUUCUAAAAAACAUUUUUAACAUAAGUGCCAGCCAUCAGCAUUCACAUACAUACGUACACACACACACACACUCCAACUUUCCCACUCGUCCGUAACAUCAUCACACAGGCUAGUAGCAUAGUCCUCACGCAUACGACUUCUUGUUAUGCGACCGCGCCACACAAUAUUAGAAAGAAAUCACACAGUCUUAGAAAGUAAAGCACACGAUCUUCGGAAGAUAUCACACAACAUGUCCACAACACACUCCUAUAAGUUUGUCACUCCAGAAUCACAUCGAACUUACAACAACGUUAACAAACAACAACAAAACGGGCUGUAGGUCGGCAGAGGCAAACCCUUGUCUGCAUCCGUGCCUCUGCCGCCUCUCCACACACAUUUAUUGUUGUUUGUUGUGCAUUUCCGCAUUGUCCCGCAUGCGGCCAUGAAAACGCAUCUUAGGCGCGUUCUUAGUUUUUUCCCUAUUUAUCGCCUGUCAGCAGUACCACACACUAAAUCAUACACAUUCGUACGCGUUCAAGCAUCUGAGGACCUGCCUAGCUGUGCUUGGCAGGUGUGGAUGACUCAGAACUUUUGAAUUGUCCUCGCACACAGACACACACACACACACACACACACACAAUGUAUACACAAAG